AUGUACUGUUUCCUCUCCAACCUCUCCUUCCUUGACAUUAUGGUUGCAACAUCCAUUGCCCCAAAGAUGAUGAGGGACUUCCUUUCACAGCAAAAGACCAUCUCAGUCUCUGGCUGCAUUGCCCAGUGCUACUUCUACUUCUUUUUCAUCUCCACUGAAUUUAUCCUCUUGGCCGUCAUGUCAGUGGACUGCUACAUGGCCAUGUGCACCCCACUGCACUACUCCACUAUCACGAGUCCACGGAUGUCUGUUCAGCUGGUGGUGGUGUCUUGGGUUGGAGGCUUCUUUUCUGUCCUCUCCCCCAUUAUCAUCAUCUCCCAACUGCCCUUCUUUGGCCCUCACAUCACUGAUCACUUCUUUUGUGACACUGAACCAUUGAUCAAGCUCUCCUGUGCCGACACCAGCCUGCUAGAGUUUAUAGAGUUUUCCCUUUCCUCCAUGGUACUGCUAAGCUUGCUGAUGCUCACUGUGGUGUCUUACUUAUACAUCAUUGCCACUAUCCUCAGCAUCCCCUCCACCACAGGUUGGAAAAAGACCUCCACCUCUACCUCCCAUAUCACAGUGACCUCCGUCUUCUACGGCAGUGCCAUCUUCAUGUAUGUGGUGCCCAACAAAGGGUUCUCCUUCGGCCUCAAGAAGAUGGUGACUCUACAGACUGCCAUUGUCACCCACUUGUUGAACCCUUUCAUCUACACCCUGAGGAACCAGAUGGUCAAGGAGGUGCCAAGGGACACUGUGUCCUAUUUUCUGAGUGGUGAGAAGAGCUUCAGGAUGAAUGGUAAUUAG
Molecule: messenger RNA, 786 nt
Organism: Gopherus evgoodei (Goodes thornscrub tortoise)
Lineage: Eukaryota; Metazoa; Chordata; Testudines; Testudinidae
Product: olfactory receptor 6M1-like
Exons: 1
Coding region: 1-786 (261 amino acids)
Biological process (GO): G protein-coupled receptor signaling pathway
Cellular component (GO): membrane
Molecular function (GO): G protein-coupled receptor activity; olfactory receptor activity
Source: RefSeq, a predicted model, not a curated record